Medicago truncatula (barrel medic) is the source of this 1536-nucleotide messenger RNA. Its product is annotated as (+)-neomenthol dehydrogenase. Lineage: Eukaryota; Viridiplantae; Streptophyta; Magnoliopsida; Fabales; Fabaceae. Gene Ontology annotation, molecular function: oxidoreductase activity, acting on the CH-OH group of donors, NAD or NADP as acceptor. Bases 449 to 1336 code for a protein of 295 amino acids. The record is from RefSeq and is a predicted model, not a curated record. The transcript is spliced from 5 exons. Gene Ontology annotation, cellular component: membrane.
GAGAGACCAACCUCAGUAAUCUAAGAGACCAAAAAAUAUUUAAGCCUUCAAAUUCAAAUGGGAGAGAAUUGCCGUCCAAAAUAUCCAAAUCCAAAAGGAAAAUGAUCACCUAGGCCAAAUAUGACCUUGGAAUAAUGAGUACAUGACAGUAAUAUAAUCAUAGUUAAUUAAUUUUCUUACUCUAAUUUCCAUAAGCUAUUCUUAGUUGUUAUUUUCUUUAUAACAUUUCAAUCUUUCCGUUACCAAUAUUCAUGCAAACGGCAAUUGAUUCCAGAUAUAUAUACUCCUUUAAAAAAACAUUAACAUAUGUCAUUGUAACCAACUAACAUAAUUAUUUUUUAAAAGAAGGUUCAUCAUUUUGAUGAUACUAUAUAAGGAACAAGCUUGUAAGAAAUAGGUGCUAAUACAACAAAUUUAGAUUCAUCAAUCACCUCCUAAGUGUUACAUAAUGGGGACAGAAGCCAUAAGGUAUGCUGUUGUGACAGGAGCAAAUAAGGGAAUUGGUUAUGGAAUAUGUAAGAAACUUGCUUCAAGUGGUGUUGUCGUUGUGUUAACAGCUAGAAAUGAAGAGAGGGGCUUGGAAGCAGUAGAAAGACUAAAAAAUGAGUUUGAUUUCUCUGACUUUGUGGUUUUUCAUCAGCUUGAUGUUGAUGACCCUGCUAGUGUUGCAUCUUUAGCUUCUUUCAUUAAAACCAUGUUUGGGAAACUUGAUAUCUUGGUGAAUAAUGCAGGUGUUCCUGGGGGCAAAUUAAUAGAUGGUGAUGCUCUACUUAGAAAGAGAAAUGGAGCAGAAAUUGAUACCAAGGAAAUAGGGUAUGAAACCUAUGAGUUAGCUGAAAAAUGUUUGAAAACAAACUUCUAUGGAGUAGAAAGAGUAACAGAAGCUCUUGUUCCUCUUCUUCAACUAUCCACUUCUCCAACAAUUGUCAAUGUUUCCUCCAGAGCAGGACUAUUGAAAAAUAUAUCAAAUGAGUGGGCUAGAAUAGUGUUUAAUGACAUUGAAAACCUAACAAAGGAAAAAAUAGAUGAGGUGCUAAAAGAGUUUGAGAAAGAUUACAAAGAAGGAUCACUAGAGAUCAAAGAUUGGCCAACUUUUGCUUCUGCUUAUACAAUGUCAAAAGCAGCUUUAAAUGCUUACACAAGGAUAAUGGCCAAGAAAUAUCCUCAUUUUCAUAUAAACUCUGUGUGUCCUGGCUUUGUCAAGACUGAUAUGAAUAACAAUAUUGGAAACUUAAGCAUUGAUGAAGGUGUUGAAACUCCUUUAAUGUUGGCACUAUGGUCAAAUAAUGGUCCUUCUGGUUGUUUCUUUAAUAAGGGUGAAGUAAUAUCCUUUUGAUCAUUAUUAUCCUAAUAGUGUUCUUAUAUUCUAGAAAUGAAGUGACACCCUUUUGAUCAAAAGUUUAUGUUAUGUAUCCAAGAGAAUGAAUAAUAGGCCAUAUUCAUGUUAGGAAAUCAAGUUUGAACCUAGCACAACAAAAAUAAAAUGGCACAUUGAUGGGAACAAAUACAAUCCUACUAUACACUUUUGAAUUUGCA